This is a messenger RNA of Frankliniella occidentalis (western flower thrips), 932 nucleotides long. RefSeq lists its product as uncharacterized. NCBI's taxonomy places the organism in Eukaryota, Metazoa, Arthropoda, Insecta, Thysanoptera, Thripidae. The record is from RefSeq and is a predicted model, not a curated record. The transcript has 2 exons. Gene Ontology annotation, biological process: protein N-linked glycosylation. The coding region runs from base 1 to 612 and encodes 203 amino acids. Gene Ontology annotation, cellular component: membrane-bounded organelle.
AUGCGGCGGCACAGACAGAAAGUACGGAGGGUUGCCUGCAGACCGGAGCAAAGCAUUUACCCAAAUGCAAUUUUCGAUCGUGAUUUCCAAACAGAAUGUUUGUCAAUUAUUGCUGUCUUUAAAAACUUUUUUCUUACAUCUGGCGAGUUUUGUGUGUUUUUUCCUUCUGUUGAAAAUAGCGUAAAAGAGCCUAACAAGGUAGCACUGAAUAGUGUGAUCAUAUCCGGUCUCUUGUCAGAAGUGCAAAUAAGAAUCUCCAUCAGUAAAGGCACGAAAGUCAAGUCGUUUCGUCCGCUUUCAGCCACGUACUGCCUGGAAUUUGUUUACGUCUCUACUCGCUCGCUAGAACUCUGCACAUUAAAAAGACUAAAAAUGGAAUUAGAAUCGAUGGCAAGAUACAUCUCCCCUGUUAAUCCAGCAGUUUUUCCACAUCUAACAAUUGUUCUACUUGGUAUUGGAAUCUUCUUCACAGCCUGGUUCUUUGUUUAUGAAGUGACAAGCACAAAGUACACAAGAGACAUUUUCAAAGAACUAGUUGUUGCUCUUUUUGCUGCCAUUUUCUCUGGAAUGGGUGUUUUAUUUUUAAUGUUAUGGGUUGGAAUAUAUGUUUGAAUUUACUAUCUAUCUAUUUUUUGCUAUCCAAAUGAGUUGUAAUAGGUGGCAAUUUCAAAUUUCUUUGUAAUUAUUUUGUUUGCACCAUUCCAACACAUUCCAACCAUGUUCCAACCAUUGACCUCUUCUAUGCGGUAGGCACAUACAAAAAGUUUAUUGGACGAGGAUGAGUUUAUAGGCCUGCCUUACAGAUGCCUUUAAAAUAUUUGGUUGACCACCUUCUGAUUGAAUUUAAUUUUGUUUUAAGUCAACAGUGUAUGUUUGCGUGUAUUGAAAUGAAAGUAUAUACCGGUAAAAUAAAAUUAUGACCAAUCCAUAAA